Messenger RNA from Cryphonectria parasitica EP155, 1471 nucleotides. RefSeq lists its product as uncharacterized. Lineage: Eukaryota; Fungi; Ascomycota; Sordariomycetes; Diaporthales; Cryphonectriaceae. The coding region runs from base 176 to 838 and encodes 220 amino acids. The record is from RefSeq and is a predicted model, not a curated record. Gene Ontology annotation, molecular function: protein heterodimerization activity. The transcript has 3 exons.
CCCAGCUCACAGGCUCACAACGUCACACCAGUGAUCCCCCUUUCGAAGGAUCUGGUCGGUGCGUAAGAGCGCAGCGUGUCCCGACCAUGAUCCAGAGCUUCGAGAUCGGGACCCUCAUCACGAUACGACACUAGGCACUCGCGGUCGCGCAAAGCACCCAGUUCCUGUUGCGAACAUGCCCCCUCCGCCAGCCGUCUUCCACGCGCUCCUGCGGCCCGCGAUCAUCCAGAUCCUGCGCGCGACGGGCUUUCACUCCGCCAAGCCCGUCGUGAUCGACAGCCUGACGGACCUCGCCGCCCGCUACCUCGAGGUGCUGUGCCAGGAGACGGCGCGACAUGCUGGCAACAACGCGCACGUGCCUGACUACGCCGGCAUGGUAGAGCCAUCGCUCGUGGACGUCCGUCUGGCACUGCAGGACGUCGGCGCGUUUCUGCCCGAGCGCGACUGGGAGGAGCAGGACUACCUUGAGCAGGAGGAUACCAGGGGCGUGGAUGACUUUGUCGCAUGGGCGACGGGCCCUAAGACGGAGCAGAUCAAGAGGGUUGCACUUGAUGGCGUCGAGGAUGGUGUUACAGACUAUUUGACCGCGCUCAAGAAGAGGCAUAGCAAGACCGCCGAUGAUACCAAGUAUACGGGCUCGUUACUAUCUCGGGCUCAUGAUCAGGGUCUAGUUGUGGUCGAGGGAGGUGGUGAGAUUGACAGCAUCCAAGCUUGGGUAGCGAAACGACGUGAGGCGGUGACGAAGUCACCUGAACCCGAAAUCGAGUCCAGACCCGCAUCAAGCGGACUCAGUUCUGUUGGGACCAUGGCGGAUGAGAUGGACUUGUCAGGAUUAUGAUUAGACUCGACAAUUUGGAGAUUCUUCAAGGCAUUGGUGAGGGAGCAUACACAUACCACAAUUUGAUGGGUCAAUCAAAGAGCCUCGUCUGAGAAAUUCAGAGAUACGCAGACUUGACGUGACAGAACGUUAACUCAAGGCAGUUGCACUGCACGACAAGAUCGACUGAUGACCACAUUGGACUAGUGGCGCUGGACCCAUUAUCCCGCACAACAUUAAGACUGGAUUGGGGCAGCACCCACAGGAUGAGAGACUCGGGUGGUCACCCCGAGCCGACAUGUCGCUGUCAGGGACAGUCCAGAAGGGCAGAGACAGCGCAUUGCACACAUGCAAGAUUACUGCAGGGUGUGCUCUGAUAACUAAGGGAUGAGAGUUUCGCCAGGCCAAGGCAUUGUGACUUGCUCUGCUAUACUCAUCUCACUACUAUCAUGCAGAGGAUGAUGCUAGCAGAGCAUAAGUCAAGAAAGCUUGAGUCAAAUUGAGUAAUGGCAGGGAGUUGCCUGAGGUCAUACUUUUGCUGGGAGACAAGCCAUAGCAUACGGAACUUUAACCGUAUCUCUUGUGGACAGGAUUAUGAAUAUUCAAUCUGCCCAGCCUAGGCAUUCUCAAUUCAUUCUUCUGAUUGUAAGCCAG